GAAUGUGGGGCUUCCACGACCGGGACCUGAUGCUGAGGAAGUCCCUGCACACGCUGAUGGACAAGGGAGCGGAGCGGGAGGCGCUGAGGCGCCGCUGGCGCUGGCAGCAGACGCAGCAGAACAAGGAGGGUGGAGAGCUCGGAGGAGCCGGUGUACGAGAGCCUGGAGGAGUUCCACGUCUUUGUGCUGGCCCACGUGCUGAAGAGACCCAUCGUGGUGGUGGCAGACACGAUGCUGAGGGACUCAGGUGGUGAAGCAUUUGCCCCAAUUCCCUUUGGAGGGAUUUAUCUGCCCCUGGAAGUCCCAGCCAACAAAUGCCACCGGUCCCCUCUGGUCCUGGCUUAUGACCAAGCUCAUUUUUCUGCCCUGGUCUCCAUGGAGCAGAAGGAAAACACAAAAGAUCAAGCUGUGAUCCCCCUGACGGACUCUGAGCACAAACUGCUCCCCGUGCACUUUGCUGUGGACCCGGGCAAGGAGUGGCAGUGGGGGAAGGAUGACAGUGACAAUGUCAAGCUGGCCAGCGUGACCCUGUCACUGGAAGCCAAACUGCACCUGCUGCACAGCUACAUGAAUGUCAGAUGGAUCACGUUGCCUUGUGACAUGCAGGCGCCCCUGGCUCAGCCAGAGUCCCCCACGGCCUCGGCGGGCGACGACGCUCGCUCGGCAGCGGAGUCGGGCGAGUCGGACAAGGAGUCGGUGUGCAGCAGCUCUGCCAGCAACGGGGGCGCCAGGGCAGCCAAGGACAGGGAGAAACCAAAGAAAGAGAGGGAAAAGGAGAAGGAGAAGGAUAAAAAACGAGCAGACUCGGUAGCCAACAAGCUGGGAAGCUUCGGGAAGACUCUGGGCAGCAAACUAAAAAAGAACAUGGGGGGGCUGAUGCACAGCAAAGGCGUCAAGGGCGGCGUGAGCAACGGGCAGGGAGACACCCUGGAGAAGAAGAAGAAGGGAUCCCUGAAGGCACGGAAGGACAGCAAGGAGGAAUGUUCCCCCGGAGAUUCGGCUCCUGCAGAGAAGCCUGGUGCGGGUAAAGCAGCCCUGGAGAAGCCCUCGGAUCCCUCCAAGUACAGCAGCGACGUUCGGCUGAGCCUGAGCAUCCUGCGCGCCGCCAUGCAGGGCGAGCGCAAGUUCAUCUUCGCCAGCCACCUCAAAACCAGCACCCGGCACCAGUUCCAGGAGGAGAUGAUCCAGAGGUACCUCCUGGACGCUGAGGAGCGGUUCCUGGCGGAGCAGAGGCAGAAGGAGGCCGAGAAGAAGGCGCUGGAGCAGGGAGGAACGGCGGAGAAAAUGAGAAGCCAAGGCCUCUACAACAUCCAGCAGACCAAGUGCAAACAGCCCAACUGCAGCUUUUACGGACACCCAGAGACCGGGAAUUUCUGCUCGUGCUGUUACAAGGAGGAGCUGCGGCGCAGGGAGAGGGAGGCGCUGGUGCACAGGUUCUGAGCUCCCCCUGUGCACGUCGGACCCCUGGCACGUGGGGGAUGCAAUAACAGAGAUGCAGUUUGGUUUCUCACACCCAGCCACGCUCCUCUCGCGCUCUGCAGGAGGUGGGAGCAGCGUUGGGCCAGCUGGGAUGGGCUGGUGGCGUUGAUGGGUGCAGGAGGGAGAGAGCAGGGGAAGCAGCCCCUGAGUUCCUGGAGCCCCUGCAGGGGAGGAGAAGGAUUCCCAGGGGGGCUGCUCGGCUCGGAGCACAGGGUGAGGGGGCAGAAUUUCCUCAGAAACUCAAUAAACCAGACCAAAGCUUUGGGAGUGGGCAGGGGGAGCAGCUCCCACCAGGUCCUUCCCACUUCCUGACCGCCUGGGACGGAGCAGAAAUGCCCCAUUUUGAGAGUCACAAAAGCUUUUAAUGGAGUUUUUUAACACUGGUUUUAUUCUGUAUUUCUUCUUGCUGGUACUGAGCGACACCGUGUUGGAGUUGGACUUUGAUGAGGUGAGGUGGCUUGGACGCCCCCCACCCAGUCCUGGGUGAUUGUGAGCACCAGGACAGGCUCAGGGCUCUGUCCCCUCCUCUCCUCCCCAUGAGCUGAACUCUGGUUUUAAAAUGUUCUUUUUAAACUCUUCCUGAGGCAGGGGGGGACUCCCAGAGCUCGAGGGAUUGGAGGUUUCUCUUCCUGUGCAGAACCCCCAGCCCACAGGAGAUCCUGCCAGGAAUUCCCAGUGAGCCUGGGGCAAAUCCCCCAGGAAAAGCCACUGGAAAGGGGUCCCAGAGCCCCCCCAGCCCCGUGUAACUCCUACUUGAGCACAGCUACUCUGUACUACCUCUGAUCCUGAUUAACUCGGCUCCGUUGUGCUGAGCCACCAACUGACCUUUAGGCUGCGGAAUUAAUCCAUAUUUUUUGAUAACAGGGCUAAAAAAAGCAGAACAAGAAGGUAAAAUCCUCCUCCCACGUGUUGUUCCUGACCCCACCCCGGCCCCCUGGCUCCCAGGGUGGGAUUCACUUUAGCACUGCGAUGUUUGCACAGAAUUCCUUGGGGUUGUUUUGGUGACUGCAGCUCCCAGACCUGGUCCUGCACGGAGUGAGGUGCAGCAUUUCCUACCAACGGAAAUAAAACAGGAGUUGUGUCCUUCAGCCAGAGCUUUACAACAUUCCCUCCUUUCUAUUUUUGGGUUGAUUUUCCAGAAGGAAUCGAACUAUGCAACGCCUUCCUGCCCAUGGCCAUUGCCUGGAGAGGGGAUGAGGAAGAGGAGCUGGAAGUGAGCUCGGGCAUCACCCCACGCCUUACACUUGGCCCUAAAAGUGUUCAUUUAGACCCAAAACCCCAGAGUUAAGGCCUUUCCUACACCUAAAUGCCCCCAAAUUGGGCCUUUCCUGGUGGGAUCCCAACAUUUCGAGUCCAGCCCAGCAAAGCUCCUUGUGUGCAGAUUUUCAAAUCCAAAUUUCAGACAGCCCAGGGAUGGUUUGAUUCCAGUGUUGAGUUGUUUUCCCUGGUUUUAUAAAAUCCCCGAGCGUGGCUGAAGCUGUGGGAAGGGGAGGGUGUGACACCCACUCCAGCUGGCUCCUCUUACCUGGGAACAAAUUCCAAUUUUCUCCCUCAAAAUGCAGGAAUUCCAAUGGACUUCAACCCCAGGCAGGGCCAUGCAGUGCUGGUUAAACAGCACAAGCUCUGCCCCCAUUUGGUUCACCCCAAAUUUGAAGCUGAGAUGGUUAAAACCCAACCCGAACCCUUCACUAUUUAUGGGCUCUUGGUUUAAAUUCCACGUUCUGAUGUUUAUUUUUCCCCAAAAUUGGAGCAGCAGCUUUGUUUUGGUGUUGGGAAUGUCCUCUGGAGCAGGGAUGCCCCAGGGCACGGGAGGGCAGGGGGAGCUGAUGCUUCAGCACUCAGGUUUUGGGGGAAUUUCUCUCCUUUUUGGGGAGCUCCAUCCCAGUGGAGGCUGCAUUGGGUGGGGAUGGGGAGAAGGCAAAAAACCUGCAGGAAAAGCAGCAGUGCUGGAGGGAAAAAACCCCAAAACUGCAGGAGAAGCACCAAACCUGCCCCCAGGAGGGAUUUUUCCAUGGGGAGACUGUGGUGUGACCCCAAGGUCAAACUAAGUGCACUUAACUGGUGUGGUUGGAAUUCCAAUUGAUCCUGGUGGAGGAAAACUUUGUCUUUCAGCGUGUGUAAAACCCGUUCAUGAGAUUUGAUUUGAUUUCAUUAAAUGAGAUUCACCCUCGGCAGAGGAGGCCGGGGCAGCUUUGGGUCUCACUAACGCGACACUGAGUGACCUGAAUUAAUUCUGCAGUGGUUUAUUCACAAAAAAACUCCUUUUUUUUUUUUAAUUAAUUCCAGAUUAAUUGGUGAUAUUUGGCCUCCUGAGCAGGGCCAGAGCGUUGCACUUGGGCUGUACCUGUGGCCUCGUUGUGGCACCACAGACUCAUUGACAAUAAAAACCUUCAGCUGAUGCA
Zonotrichia albicollis (white-throated sparrow) is the source of this 3881-nucleotide messenger RNA. The record is from RefSeq and is a predicted model, not a curated record. Lineage: Eukaryota; Metazoa; Chordata; Aves; Passeriformes; Passerellidae.